AUGGCGGAACAAAAGACCUCGCAUCCAAGGAGCUGGAAGGGUUGGCUGUGGGAUUCUGCCGAUGUCUCGAAAGAAGAGAGAUUGUUCCUUCUCAAGAUUGACACAUCGAACAUAACGAACGCAUUUGUCUCGGGAAUGAAAGAAGACCUCAAUCUAUACCAGAAUCAAUACAACUACAUUGUUGUCUCGUGGACAGUCGGGUACAUCAUCGGUCAAUGGCCGUCCAAUUUCAUCUUGACUCGAGUUCGUGCUCAUAUCUGGAUCCCAUUCCUUGAAGUCGGCUGGACAAUCUUCACGUUCGCUCUUGCUGGCGCCAAGUCAUAUAGUGCUAUGCUCGGACUACGAUUUGUCGUUGGACUCUUCGAGGCAGGGUACUGGCCUGCCCUGUAUUACAUCUUGGGCAGCUGGUACAACAAACGUGAAUUGGGAAAACGCAACGGUAUUCUACAAUCUGCAGUCAGUAUCGCGCCCAUCUUCAGUGGUUUCCUCCAAGCUGGAAUCUACAAUGGCCUGAACGGUCAUGCGGGCCUUGCUGGAUGGAGGUGGCUCUUCAUCAUCAAUGGUGUCAUAUCGUUCCCUAUUGCCGUUCUCGCCUUUUUCUGUCUGCCGGACACACCGUUCACCGCGAAGCCGGGCUGGCUGUUUACUGAACGUGAUCUGGAAAUUGCUCGAAAUCGCAUGUCACUAGCGGGACGCGCACCUGAGGGCAAACCAUAUACAUUCGAGGUUAUCCUAGGGUACUUGACGAGUUGGAAGACGCUGCUCUUCACUUUGAUCUUUACAAUGCAACCUUUCGGAACCCAACCUUUCACCGCAUUCGUCUUUUGGCUCAAAGCACAUAACAAGAAAGGCCAGCCUCCCGUGUACACUGUGGCUCAAAUCAACGAAUAUCCAACAAUCGGCAACGGAUUCACGGCCGCAUACUCUCUCCUCGCCGUCUGGAUCAGUGAUGGGCCCCUCCGUGGUCGCCGAUGGCCCAUCAUCCUCUUCUCGAACACCAUCGCAAUUGUUAUAUUUGUGCUUCUAGCGGUCACGCCUGUAAUGGGACCAUUUCAACAUCGUGCUCCUUUGUACAUUGUCUCGUCGAUCGGUGGGGCUUGUGUACCGUUGACCAUGGCGUGGAUGGCAGAACUUAUCUCCAACAACGCUGAGCAGAGAGCGUUCACAGCUGCAUCAAUGAAUACGCUACAAUAUACAUUCUCCGCGUGGAUCCCACUAGUAUGGUUCCAACAGGUCCAUCAACCGUAUGUCACGGCUGGAAACAGAGCUGCAGCCGUCGUGGCCGGGUUCAACAUUAUUGUCUUUACGACCAUUGCGAUUCUAGCGCACAGGGAGAAGAUCCGCAACAAGAGAAAUGGGCAGCUUGAGACUGAAGUUUCGAGCGUCGAGUCUGCUGCGGCGGACUCUACCGGCGCUGAGGUGUUGAAGGAACAUCAUGUUGGUGUUGAGCAUGAACACGAGCAUGGCGGAGAGAAGAAAGCGUCUGGGUUGAAAGUUGUCGAGUUGUGA
Molecule: messenger RNA, 1509 nt
Organism: Exophiala spinifera
Lineage: Eukaryota; Fungi; Ascomycota; Eurotiomycetes; Chaetothyriales; Herpotrichiellaceae
Exons: 12
Coding region: 1-1509 (502 amino acids)
Biological process (GO): transmembrane transport
Cellular component (GO): membrane
Molecular function (GO): transmembrane transporter activity
Source: RefSeq, a predicted model, not a curated record